CCUGUUCAAACACACGUGGAUCUCUGUGACGCCAGGCGCUAACAACAAUAACAUGGCAUGCAACAGGCUAUCCUACGACGGCUGCAACUUCCUCCGACAGCGGCUGGUUUUAUCCACGCUGAGUGGGAAAUCUGUUAAGAUAAGCAAAAUACGGUGUCGAGAGGACGAGCCGGGGCUGCGCGAUUUUGAAGCAAGCUUCAUCAGACUCCUCGAUAAAGUCACCAAUGGCUCCAGAAUAGAGAUCAACCAAACAGGUACUACGGUGUUUUACCAGCCCGGGUUGUUGUAUGGAGGCUCUGUAGAACAUGACUGCAACCCGCAGCGCUCCGUAGGAUACUAUCUGGAGGCUCUGCUCAUGCUGGCUCCUUUCAUGAAGACGUCUCUAAAGGCAACUCUCAGGGGAGUUACUAAUGACCCCACUGACCCCACGGUUGACUUGUUAAAGUCCACAGCCCUCCCUCUGAUGAAGAGAUUUGGGAUUGAUGGUGAGGGGUUUGAACUUAAGGUGGUGAAGAGAGGGAUGGCACCUGGUGGGGGAGGAGAAGUGGUUUUCACAUGCCCUGUACACAGAACCAUAAAGCCAGUCCAACUGACAGAGCCUGGCAAGAUCAAGAGGAUCAGAGGAAUGGCAUAUUCUGUGCGAGUAUCUCCUCAGAUGGGCAACAUGAUUGUUGAGGCUGCCAGGAGUGUCCUCAACCAGUUCAUCCCCGACAUUUACAUCUAUACAGACCACAUGAAAGGACUCAACUCUGGCAAGUCUCCAGGGUUCGGUCUGACAUUGGUGGCAGAAACACUGAACGGCUGCUUCCUCAGUGCAGAAAUGUCAUCCACGCCACAGGGACAGGGAGAGCCCAUAUUACCAGGGACCCUUGGCAAAAAUUGUGCCAAACUACUUUUGGAAGAAGUGUAUAGGGGUGGCUGUGUGGAUUCAACCAAUCAGAGCCUGGCGCUGCUCCUGAUGACCCUUGGCCAACAGGAUGUGUCAAAGGUUCUGCUCGGACCCCUUUCACCAUACACGACUGCAUUCCUCAGACACAUCAGAGAUGCCUUCCAAGUUAUGUUCAACAUUGAGAUCCAGAAGCCUUUAGAAGAUGAGAGGAAGGGUGGAGACAAAAUACUGAUGACCUGUGUUGGAGUUGGAUACAGCAAUAUUAACAAAACUAUUAAAUAAAAUAUUUUUAUAUCAA
Molecule: messenger RNA, 1187 nt
Organism: Cololabis saira (Pacific saury)
Lineage: Eukaryota; Metazoa; Chordata; Actinopteri; Beloniformes; Belonidae
Gene: rcl1
Product: RNA terminal phosphate cyclase-like 1
Exons: 9
Coding region: 53-1171 (372 amino acids)
Biological process (GO): ribosome biogenesis; endonucleolytic cleavage of tricistronic rRNA transcript (SSU-rRNA, 5.8S rRNA, LSU-rRNA)
Cellular component (GO): nucleolus
Molecular function (GO): RNA endonuclease activity
Source: RefSeq, a predicted model, not a curated record